GUACUUAUUGUUUAAAAUGGAACCAUGACAAGAACAGGCGGGCGGAAGAGAGGGCAGUGAAGAGGGCGGCGGGCGCGAACGGCGAAGAUGAAAGUCGAAAUCGACGACGGCCACCACCAAGAGGAAGAGGGCGAACACAAGAGAAGGAAGAAAGCGAAGAAGAUGAAGAAAGAGAGAACGGCCCCGGAAGAGGGCACUUCCUUUCAUCUCCCCACGGUCAGCAUUGCUGUUUGUGGUUCCAUCAUCGACAACGCUCAGUCGCUGGAGUUGGCGACGAGGUUAGCUGGCCAGAUUGCCAGGGCGGCCACCAUCUUCAGAAUCGAUGAGGUGGUAGUUUUUGACGACAAAGCUUCGUCUUCGGACGAAUCAUGUGUGAAGACGGUGCUAGAUGGUUCUACAGAUUACGAAGGAGGGGCGCCCUUUCUCGUAAGAAUACUGCAAUAUCUGGAGACACCCCAGUAUCUGCGACGGUGCCUCUUCCCCAAACACAACAGUUUAAGAUUCGUGGGCCUGUUACCUCCUCUUGAUGCACCUCACCAUGUUCGCAAGCAUGAAUGGUUGCCUUAUCGUGAAGGUGUGACUUUGAAGGGCAAGCCAUCAGGUUCUCCAGGGACUCUGGUUGAUGUCGGGUUGAAUAAGGAGGUUGUGGUUGAACAAACACUUGAACCUGGGCAACGUGUCACUGUAGCUAUGGGAUCCAAUCGGCAAUUGGAAUCAAUUAUACGUGAAGUUACCAGCCCUUCCAAGCCCAGAGAAGAGUUGGGAUUGUAUUGGGGAUACAAGGUUCGUUAUGCAUCAAACAUUAGUUGUGUAUUCACUGAGUGCCCUUUCAAGGAUGGUUAUGACUAUAAAAUUGGAACUUCAGAGCAUGGGGAUGUGCUCAGUUCAUCAGAAGUCUGCUUUCCGAAUUUCAGGCAUCUGUUGAUUGCUUUUGGUGGGCUUGGUGGCCUCGAAGAAAAUAUAGAGGAAGAUACUAGCUUAAAGGGAAAAAAUGUACGCAAGGUUUUCAAUUCCUACUUGAACACUUGCCCUGGUCAGGGCAGUAGAACAAUUCGGACGGAGGAGGCCAUAUUUAUAUCUUUGCAGUACUUCCAAGAGCCAAUCAAACGAGCCGUCACUUCUGUGGCAGAUUAAUGUGCAUGAACUGAUGCUACUAUCCAAAUGGUUGAUCAUUGUUUUAGCAGCUCGUCGUAACUGAAGCUAAGGGCAACCGGAAAAUGAGAGGAUCAACAGGAUAAGGCCGUGACAUUUCAGGAAAAAAAACUCGAGGUCUCCGUGAUUGAUUUCUUCCUUUACCCAUUGCAGGAGACACUUGGGUUACCGGCGUUGGAGCAAUGUCAUAGAAUGCUUCUUUUCUGUGAACGGCUGAAGAAAUCAUGUGUAUACCUUGCAGCACCUGCCAACUUGUGAAGUAUUUAGUAGAUUGUGGUAUGGCUUGUCUUAGAUGGGUGUAAGGUGUUGGCUCGCUUCGAAUACAUGCAUAUGCCCUUUAAGAACGCUUUGGUUGUCAGAACCAAAGGACUUGUUCAAGAUUUUAUCCGUUCUAAUUGAGUUACCUUUCUAUCAA
Messenger RNA from Nymphaea colorata (pocket water lily), 1567 nucleotides. RefSeq lists its product as uncharacterized. The transcript has 11 exons. Bases 88 to 1134 code for a protein of 348 amino acids. The record is from RefSeq and is a predicted model, not a curated record. Lineage: Eukaryota; Viridiplantae; Streptophyta; Magnoliopsida; Nymphaeales; Nymphaeaceae.